CACCCACCGACCGCAAAACCUGCAUCAUGAGACCUACCCCGCCAAUUGCGCCUCAUGACCACAAGACCUACAUGCGGUACGCUCUUGAACAGGCGAAGCUCUCACCACCCUCGCCUUCAAAGUUUUGCGUAGGGGCUGCUCUGGUUGACGCCGACGCGAACCGGGUUCUCUCAACAGGUUACUCGGAGGAACUGGCCCGCGACCGACCAAACGAUCCCGGAUCUACCCACGCUGAGCAUUGCUGCUUCAUCAAAGUAGCUGACGAGAAUGGAAUCCACGACUUUGACAUCGCGCCUGUCCUUCCGCCCAAUACGGUACUCUAUACGACCAUGGAGCCUUGCAACGAGCGGUUGAGCGGAAACCGGACAUGUGUUGAGAGAAUUCUGGGACUUGGGAGCGCGAUCAAGGUGGUUUAUGUCGGAAUUCGCGCGUCAAAUACGUUCAUUCAAGAUAACCAGGGUAUCAAGAGGUUGGAAGCCGCUGGCGUGAAGGUUGUCUUGCUGGAGGACGACGAGACUCUUCGUCAAGAGAUUCUGGAGGUCACGUUCGCUGGACAUGAAAAGAGGGAUUGA
This is a messenger RNA of Podospora bellae-mahoneyi, 572 nucleotides long. RefSeq lists its product as uncharacterized. The coding region runs from base 27 to 572 and encodes 181 amino acids. The record is from RefSeq and is a predicted model, not a curated record. Lineage: Eukaryota; Fungi; Ascomycota; Sordariomycetes; Sordariales; Podosporaceae. Gene Ontology annotation, molecular function: catalytic activity. The transcript has a single exon.